Messenger RNA from Carya illinoinensis, 4743 nucleotides. Its product is annotated as pentatricopeptide repeat-containing protein At4g01570. Lineage: Eukaryota; Viridiplantae; Streptophyta; Magnoliopsida; Fagales; Juglandaceae. The coding region runs from base 807 to 3206 and encodes 799 amino acids. The transcript is spliced from 6 exons. The record is from RefSeq and is a predicted model, not a curated record. Gene Ontology annotation, molecular function: protein binding.
UUUUCUUCUCUCCUCUCUCUGCCAUUAAACCCGCCGUCUACAAUGGCCCUACAUCUCCUCUUCGUCCCUUCCUCCCGCCGCCGCUCUCCACACACGACGCCAAGCCUCGCCGACGGCCGCCACCGUAGCCCUUCCAUCACCUAUAAGCUCCUUCGCACCCAUCGCACUCCCUCUCUGUUUCUCUCUUUCUUUCUUUCUUUCUUUCUCGGUAGCCAAUCCAGGGACGCCGUAACUCCGUCGCCUCCCCGCCGUGCUAGUUCGACGGUGGCAGCGGUGAACACCCUCCCUCUCGCUUCCUCUCUCUAUCCCAAAGGGCUCAAACCCAUUUCGGUUUUAAAAUCCCGAAACCGUGCCUCCCCAUCCGGCUACUGUCUCUGUCGCGUCUCCUCUACUCGUCGGUCAGCUUUGCUCUCUCUCUACCCGUCUCCCAAUUUUUCUCCCUUCAGUCUGUCUCCGUCACUCUCUGUCUUUCUUAUUCUCUCUCUGUCACCUCUUCUCUCUCUCUUCCUCCUGGGAUCUCCCCCACCCAGGCCACAGGCCACCGAACCCAAGCCCAGAAAAUCUUCCCAAAGCUUCCUACCUUCAACCAUACCACACACGGGGAUAGCAAAGCCGUAGACUGCUGGCGUGGAGCUCGGAACACCGGCUAUCUUCCAGAAACCUCCCUUGUGCUCGUUGAUACCAAAACAGCAAAAUGGCUCUUUUGCUACAGCCUUGGCCUCGACAUUCUUGUUUUUCUGCCUGAAGUCUAUCUUAGAAUCUUGUGUGUAAAAUACAAAGUGGAAUGCAAGCUGCACAACUCAGCAAUGUGGCAUGAAAGAGCUCUCCCAUCAAAACCCAAAACCAUAAGAACCAGCCUAUCCAAACUAGGAGACCUACUCGCAGUCGCAUCCCUCACCAAAACUCUGUCCGAGUCUGGCACUCGUAAUCUUGACCCUAGUUCCAUUCCCCUCUCCGAGCCUCUUAUCCUUCAGAUCCUUGGCUCCAACUCUCUUCACCCCUCCAAGAAAAUCGACUUCUUCAAUUGGUGCAGGUUUUCUCUCAGGCCCAAUUACAAGUACUCCACAACUGCCUACUCCCACAUCCUCCGCACCGCAUGCCGCACUAACCAGCUUCACGAGAUUCCCCACCUAUUGCGUUCCAUGAAGGAAGAUGGUGUCGUUGCAGAUCCUGGGACUUUUAAGCUCUUACUCAAUGCAUUUAUUCGCUCCGGUAAGAUUGAUUCAGCACUUGAGAUUUUGGAUCAUAUGGAGGAGGUGCAGUUGGGGACGACUACGAGCUUGGAUCCCAACAUGUAUAACUUGGUUCUUGUGGCUUUGGUUAAGAAAAGCCAGGUGGGUUUGGCCAUGUCCAUCUUCUUUAAGCUUCUGGAAGGUUCAGAUUUGUUGCCCAACUCUGUUGCCUGUAACGAACUACUUGUUGCUCUAAGGAAAGCAAACUUGAGGGUGGAAUUCAAACGAGUCUUUCACAAACUUAGGGAAAAGAAUGGAUUUGAGUUUGAUACUUGGGGUUACAAUAUAUGCAUUCAUGCAUUUGGCUGUUGGGGUGAUUUGGCUACCUCUUUAGAGCUAUUUAGAGAAAUGAAGGAAAAGAGUUUGUGUGGUUCAGGAUCAUUAGGUCCGGACUUGUGCACCUAUAAUAGCUUAAUUCACGUGCUAUGCUUGGUUGGGAAGGUGAAAGAUGCACUAAUUGUGUGGGAGGAAUUGAAAACAUCUGGUCAUGAGCUCGAUAAGUUUACCUACCAAAUAAUUAUUCAAGGGUGCUGUAAAGCCUAUCGGAUGGAGGAUGCAACCAACAUUUUUAGUGAGAUGCAGUAUAAUGGGUUUAGCCCAGAUACUAUUGUGUAUAGUUCACUCCUAGAUGGGAUGUUCAAGGCGAGGAAGGUCACGGAAGCCUGUCAAUUGUUUGAGAAAAUGGUUCAAGAUGGGGUACGGGCCUCAAGUUGCACAUAUAACAUUGUGAUUGAUGGUUUGUUUAGGAAUGGGAGGGCUGAGGCUGGUUACUCUCUGUUUUGUGACUUGAAGAAGAAGGGUCAGUUUGUGGAUGGUGUUACUUAUAGCAUUGUCGUGUUGCAACUUUGCAGGGAGGGCCUCCUUGAGGAUGCACUAAGGUUGGUGGAAGAAAUGGAAGACAGGGGCUUUGUUGUCGAUUUAGUCACUGUGACAUCGCUUUUGAUUGGACUUCAUAAGCAUGGGCGGUGGGAUUGGACAGAGAGGCUUAUGAAGCACAUUAGGGAUGGCAAUCUGGUUGCUAAUGUUCUUAAAUGGCAGGCCGAUAUGGAGGCUUCGAUGAAAAAUCCACAAAGAAAGAAGAAGGAUUAUACACCAAUGUUCCCUUCCAAAGGCGACUUAGGUGAGAUUUUGAGCUUAAUAGGUUCUGCGGACGAUACAGUGGACAAUGAGUUUGUUUCAGAUGACUCUGGAAUCAAAGAUAAGAGGACUUCAUACACUGACAGUGAUCAGUGGUCGUCAUCUCCAUACAUGGAUCAAUUGGCCAACCAAAUGAAGUCCACCGAGUAUUUUUCUCAGCUUUUUUCAUUAUCUAGAGGGCAACGAGUUCAAGCCAAAGGAACAUCCUCGUUUGAUAUGGAUAUGGUCAAUACUUUCUUGUCUAUAUUUCUUGCCAAGGGAAAGCUGAGCUUAGCAUGCAAAUUGUUUGAGAUUUUUACUGAUAUGGGUGUUGACCCUGUGAGUUACUCGUACAAUUCUAUUAUGAGUUCAUUUGUUAAGAAGGGUUAUUUUAAUGAGGCUUGGGGUGUCCUUAAUGAAAUGGGUGAGAAUGUUUGCCCAGCAGACAUAGCAACAUACAAUGUGAUUAUUCAAGGCUUAGGAAAGAUGGGAAGAGCAGAUCUAGCCAGUACUGUCCUUGAUAAGCUAAUUAAGCAGGGAGGAUAUCUUGAUGUGGUCAUGUACAACACACUGAUUAAUGCCCUUGGGAAGGCUGGUCGGAUUGAGGAAGUAAACAAGCUUUUUGAGCAGAUGAGGACUAGUGGAGUCAAUGCUGAUGUUGUCACUUUUAAUACUCUUAUUGAAGUUCAUAGCAAGGCAGGUCGAUUGAAUGAUGCAUAUAAAUUCUUAAAAAUGAUGCUGGAUGCAGGGUGCUUGCCUAACCAUGUUACAGACACAACUUUAGAUUUUCUGGGAAAAGAAAUUGAGAAAUUGAGAUACCAAAAGGCAUCAAUCAUGAACAACAAGAGUGAUCCUUGAUGAAAAAUUUUGCGGGUUAUGCAUAGUUUUGUUGGCCAUGGGGAUUCAAUAAAUGAAAUCAGGACCCAGUCACUGAAACCAUCACAGACAAGCAAAUCAGUUCGUCUACGGAAUAUUCAUACAAUGAAGUCUUGAGCGUAGACUUCCAUCUUUCGGACAUAUAUCUUAUUGCAAGAUGUGGAAUGGACAACACAGUAAAGAUCUGGUCAAUGAAAGAAAAUAAAGAUUAGCUACUAAUUCGGCCUUUGCAUGGUGGAAGUAGCUAGCUAGGCUGAUCUCACAACCCAAUCACUUAAAUUUAGGCUACGUUUGGGAAAACAACUGUUCUCAGAUAUUCUCAAAUCAUUUCACCACCAUUCACUACCAUUUUACUAUUAUUCUCGUAAUAUUUCACUAUUAUUUACAAACUAGUUCACUACUAUUCACAAAUAUUAAGAGAUACCCGCCCGAGUAAAACCGGUUACAACCUGGGCGGGUAUUUGGUUUUAGCUUCACUUUUUUUUUUCUUUUUAUAUAUAACUCGAUUCGGAAAAAGACUGUUUAAAAAAAAAACCCCAGUUAUCAAUAACCGGUUAAAUAACUGGAUCCUUAAUUGGAUCCGGCCCUGGAUAUCGGAAAAAAAUCCGGUCUGGAUGCACACCCGUACUCUGUCUGUCUCAUUUUUCAUUAAUGCUUCUCUAAUUUGAAAAUGCCUCUUGGUUUUUUAUCCUUGUUGAUUAAUGUGUGGUUAAAUUGUUCGUGUUUCUCUUCUGGUUUCUCUUCUUCAAUAAAAUGAAGGCAACACAGUUUUCAUAAAAGGUUUCUGUACAAUUACCAAUCACAUUUAUCAUUCAAAAUUGUUUGACAUGAAUAACAUAUUUAUUGGAAUAUUUAUAUUCGUAUCAUAUUGUUAUUAAAAUUAGUCAAUAAAUUUAUAUUCUCUUUCUGUCACCUCUUCUCUCUCUCUUCCUCCUGGGAUCUCCCCCACCCAGGCCAUAGGCCACCCCCAUCAUAAAAAAAAAAAGCCCCAACCGCUCAGCCUCACUUUCCCCCUCUGAGUUGAACCCAAGCCCAGAAAAUCUUCCCAAAGCUUCCAACCUUCAACCAUACCACACAUGGCGACAGCAAAGCCGUAGACUGCUGGCGUGGAGCUCGGAACAUCGGCUUUCUUCCAGAAACCUCCCUUGUGCGCGGUGGUGUCAGGUGUGUGCAGUUUCAGCUACGGGAAGAAGCAAACUCUCCUUUUUUUUUUUUUUUUUUUCUUUUUUUCUCCUUUUUUUUUUUUUAAUUUUUUUAUUUUUUUUUAUGGAAGAAGUCAGUGAUUUCCAGUAUCGGAUUUCUAUUCAUCCUCUGAGGAAAGUUGUUUAAUUUUGUCAAAUGUCAUAAAUUUCUAUCAACUUGGAGGCUGUUGACACAGAAAGUUUUGGAUGCUUUGGGCUUCUCUAGUUUUGAGUUACUUUAUGCUGGUACUGUAAAGUUGCAUGCUUGCUUAAUCUUUUUGAUUGGAUCCAAUAGACUCCAUCCAUAACAUGAGAAGUGGAGUAUACUUUGACAUGCA